Molecule: messenger RNA, 752 nt
Organism: Gopherus evgoodei (Goodes thornscrub tortoise)
Lineage: Eukaryota; Metazoa; Chordata; Testudines; Testudinidae
Gene: FGF19
Product: fibroblast growth factor 19
Exons: 3
Coding region: 17-688 (223 amino acids)
Biological process (GO): animal organ morphogenesis; regulation of cell migration; positive regulation of cell population proliferation
Cellular component (GO): extracellular region; cytoplasm
Molecular function (GO): growth factor activity; fibroblast growth factor receptor binding
Source: RefSeq, a predicted model, not a curated record
AAAUAACCUGGAAAAGAUGUGGAGGAGCCUGUGCAAACCUUACACGUCCCUGGCUCUGCUUGGACUCUGCUUUGCAAUGGUCGUCAGAUCUCUGCCUUUCUCUGAUGCAGGGCCACAUGUGAACUAUGGCUGGGGGGAACCUAUUAGACUAAGGCACCUAUACACAGCCAGCAAACAUGGUCUGUUCAGUUACUUCCUCAGGAUCAACAAUGAUGGCAAAGUGGAUGGCACCGGCAUUCAGAGUCCCCACAGUCUGCUGGAAAUCAGGGCUGUAGCAGUUCGCACGGUGGCGAUCAAGGGCGUCCACAGUUCCCGGUACCUCUGCAUGGAAGAAGACGGGAAGCUGCAUGGACUUCUCAGGUAUGCUGCAGAAGAUUGCUCCUUUGAAGAGGAGAUACGCCCAGAUGGCUACAAUGUAUAUAAAUCAAAGAAAUAUGGAGUCUCUGUGUCUUUAAGUAGUGCCAAACAAAGACAACAAUUCAAAGGGAAAGACUUUCUUCCAUUGUCUCACUUCUUACCUAUGAUCAACACUGUGCCUGUGGAGUCAAUGGAUUUUGUGGAAUAUGGUGAUUAUAGUCAUACUUUUGAAUCAGAUCUGUUCUCUUCACCUCUUGAAACUGACAGCAUGGACCCCUUUGGAAUCACCUCUAAAAUAUCUCCAGUGAAGAGCCCCAGCUUUCAGAAAUAACUAAUGGUCCUGACUUGAAAUAUGGUUUUAAAGAAACAAUACCAGAACCAGGUUGUUAUUUAGC